This is a messenger RNA of Paramecium pentaurelia, 1556 nucleotides long. The record is from the annotation of a GenBank genome assembly. Lineage: Eukaryota; Ciliophora; Oligohymenophorea; Peniculida; Parameciidae.
AUGAAUUAUAAACCUAUAUCAGAUUAAUAAACACUUGAUAUUGUAGAAGAUGAUGGAGAAUUAGAUGUUGUUAAUAUAAAAUAGGAUAAGAGAUUAAAUAAAACUAAUAACAAGCUAAUUUUUUUGUGGAUUAUAAUUCUAAUCAUCUUAGGAGGAAUUUUGAUUUAUGUGUCUCAAUAGUCAAAAUAAUAAAAGAAAAUAAUCUCAGACGAUUAAUCAAAAAUAAAUAAUACAAGUAAGAAUAAACUUUAUAAUAAGUAACAAUAGUAUAGUACAAUAAAAAUAAUGAAUCUGAAUUUGAUAGUCCUAAAUUAAUUGAUUUAGAUGAUUAGAAUAAAAAGGAGGAAGAUGGUGAUCUGAAAAAAGAUACAGAAUUAUAAAAUGAAUUAUUACCUAAAGAAUAAGAUAUUCCACAAUUAAAUCUAAAUAAGAGUGAAUUAAAUCAAACUAUUGCAAAUUAAUCAUAAAUACAAAAUUCUAUAACAAAUGGAACUGAGCAUCUUUAAUAAAAAGAUACUCAUUAGGAACUUUAACAUAGUAGGAAUGAUGAAAUACUCUGUGAAAAAGGAUAUUAUAUGGAUAAAAAUAUAAAGGGAUGUAAAUAAUGUGAAGAAAAAUGUUCUGAAUGUAUGCACAUUACAGGAACUUGUUAUUUGUGUGAAGAUGAGGUAAUUGUUAUAUUAAUUAAGAGUAUUACCUUAAUAUAUAUGGAAAAUGUAUUAAUAAUUGUGAAUAAAAUCAGAAACAACCAAAUUUAUUGAUUUCAGAAGAUAAUAAAAAUUAGACAAUUCCAUUUUGUUAUGGAAAAAAACAUAAUUCUUCAUUUUAUAUGGGAGUAUAGAAAUCCAAAAGUACUCAUUUUGUAUUGCCAUAUUUGAUAAUUCAUCCAGCUAUUUCUGUUUCUUAGGUUUAUCAUAAUAAUUUUCCAAUUGUUUACUAUUUUAAUAAAGAUUUGUUCAGUUUUUAGGAUAAUAUAAAAUUAACAGACAUUACCUAAGAAGCCUAAGAAAGAUUAUUGAUUGUCGUCAUUGUAGGUUGCCAUACUUUGUAUGAUUAUACAUUAUUCAAUACCUUCUUAUUUUAAGAUGCUAUUGAAAAUAUAGAAUAAAUAGUAAAAGCUAAGAGUACUACAUUCCGAUCAUACUUUGGAUAAGACUAUAAUGGUUAUGGUGUGAUUAAGGAAUAUAUUUCUUAAUACAGGAAUAAUACAAUAGAUUUAAUAAUAUCUGAUGAUCCUUCUGAAAUACUACAGUAAAUAGAUUCAUACUAAAUUUAGUGAGGAAGUAGAGUUGAAUUAAUUGGUAACAUCAGAAAGACAUAUGACAGAUUAUAAUUUUGAAUCACUUUCAGGAGCUAAAUCAGAAAAAUCUGUUGUGGUUUUAUUACAAUAUACAAUUAAGGAUGAGAAUCAUAAUAAUAAUAAUUAUUGUGAUAGAUUUAAAUAUGUAUCAUUUGUAAAUUGUCAAUUAAGAGAAGUUUAGAUAAGUCAUAUUCAAAAAAUGAAAUAAAACUUUGAAUUUAUAUCUUAAUUUGUUGUUUAGUUAAAUUUGGAAUGA